AUGAUCUACAGAGCUUUGACCUACGGUCUAUCGCCGUUGAUAUACCUCCACCUACGGUGGCGCAAACUCCGAGGCCUCGAACACCCUCUCAGAUGGCGAGAACGACUCGGCCGUCCCUCUCUGCCUCGCCCUCCUGGCCCACUCCUUUGGAUCCACGCCGUCUCUCUAGGUGAAGGAAUGGCUGCAAUACCUGUGAUCAAACAGUGUGUUCAGAGGAGGCCCGACGUAACUGUCUUGAUGACAACGACGACGACUUCAGCAUUUGAAGUAAUAAAGCAUUGGCUUCCAACUCAUGUAAUAUAUCAGUUUGCUCCACUUGAUACACCUGCUUCUAUGGAUGCUUUCCUUGGGUACUGGAAGCCAAAUGCAAUCAUGCUUCUGGAAAGUGAACUAUGGCCAAAUCUUAUAAUUGGUGCCUCGAGAAAUGGGAUUGAACUGGCUUUGUUAAAUGCUCGGAUGUCCGUGAAAUCCUUUAAGCAUUGGUCUGGACCAGUAGUUCUUCCCUUGACUUCAUUGAUGCUGUCAAAAUUUUCGUUAAUUGUCCCAUUGAGCACAAUACAGGCCAUCCGUUUUCAGCUGUUGCAAGCCCCACCAUUUAUCAUUAACUUUUCUGGAGACUUAAAAUACGCCAUAGGAGAAUUUGACAUUUCUAAAAGAGAUGCUAGUAUGGAAGAUAUGCAAGCACAGUUUGCUCAUCGACAGGUUUGGAUGGCUUCUUCCAUACAUAAGGGUGAAGAAGAAGUAAUUCUAGGAGUUCACAAAGUGCUGAAGCAAAUGCAUCCUGAUGUAGUGACUAUUAUUGUCCCUCGACAUCCCCAACUUGGACAGGACAUUGCUAUGCAACUACAGCAAGAAGGGGUGAAUGUAGCAUUGAGGUCUCAUCAAGAUAAGCUCAUGCCUGGAACAAGCAUAUAUGUGGUGGACACAUUAGGUUUGAGUCUGACAGUAGUUGCCCCUUUCUAUAUUUCAGUAUACAGUGUCAAUCUAGACUAUUUUCUUAUGAGUGUAAAAAUUACAUGGAAGCUUGAUUGUUUGCAAUUUCAGGAUUUUGUCCAUGGAGGUGUAAAAUGUUCAACUUGCUUUGUAGGUGAAUUAAGACAAUUUUAUAGACUAACUCCAAUAGCUGUAAUUGGAGGUUCUUUUUUGCCUGGUUUAGCUGGGCAUAAUAUUUCAGAAGCUGCUGCAGCUGGAUGUGCUGUUUUGACUGGUAAUUAUGUUGGCCACUUCUCACACAUGGCAAUGGAAAUGCAACGGUUGAAUCCUUUGUCAGUUCUACAGAUUUCUGAUGAAAGAGAGCUUGCCAAAGUUCUCAGUGAGCUCUUCAGUGAUGUCAAACUUUUGGAAGCCCGACGUGUGGCUGCAAAACAAGCUUUUCAUGUCCUGUCAAAUGGAAUUAUUGAAAAUAUCUGGAAUCUGCUAAAUUUCCAUAUUUUCAGGAGAGCUAUGGCAGAAAUAUAAGAUUGGUUUGUAGCAAAUAAGAUGUGGAGGGCUUUCCUUUGUUCCAUCAUGAGUGCUGAAACCUUUCUCCUUGCUCCCUUUCCCUCUAUAUAUCUUACAGGUAUUUUUGCAUUUGCACUACUUGGUAGGAAUGUGGUACAUGUUGUAAGCAAGAUGGAGAUGGGUUUGUUUCGAGUUCAAAGUGAGAAUACGGAUUCACCAUAGUGAGCAUAAUACAAUGAUGAUUUAAACCCUUAGAUUACACUCAAUGUAAUAUCCAGUGUAAUGAGUUACACCAAGAAAAGAAUGCUGAAAAUAUGUAGAAGCCUAUUCCCAAUGUUUUGUUCAUUGUGAUUUGCUGGUAAACUAUUAAACCCUCAUGCCGAGUGAACUCCUUUCUGAGUAAUGUGUACUUGUUUACUUAAAAAGAGCGGUCCAGGGCACGAGACACCCAUCAUUAGAGGGCCUUGAUAGGGUCAGUUUGAGUUUUCUUUUCUUAAUUAGUAAAGCAUAUGGGGUGCUAAUUUAUAUUUUGCAUUCUGAUUUCAGGGUCAUAAAGUCAAUAUUUGAAUAAUUGUGCAGCAGCUACCUUGUUGGGAAUUAAUGUUUUCUCCUUUGCUCAGUA
Ilex paraguariensis (yerba mate) is the source of this 2062-nucleotide messenger RNA. NCBI's taxonomy places the organism in Eukaryota, Viridiplantae, Streptophyta, Magnoliopsida, Aquifoliales, Aquifoliaceae. The record is from the annotation of a GenBank genome assembly.